AUGGCGUCCCACGUAGAUGAUUCCAUGCCCGAGGAAACUCAGGGCUACAAGCUCUCCCAACCGAAGCAGAGCUUGGCCGACUAUCAAAAGAUGGGCAAGUCAAUUCCCAUUCUACCCUCCUGCCAACCCUCCAAGCUCCUUGUCGAGAUCCCUCCAAGAGAGCUUGACGAAGGCGACGAGUCCCUCCAGCGAUACAAGGCAUCUCUCGGCCUCGGCAGCGGCAAGGACAUCUCCGACCCCAACGAUCCCCGCGUCUGCAUCAUCAUCGCCCUGACGAUGCACACCCCCGGCCGCGACCCCGUCACCAUUGACCUGUCCACUCCCGGAAGCGAGAAGAUCCUCAAGGACAAGCCCUUCAAGAUCAAGGAGGGCUCCAAGUUUUCCAUGACGGCCACAUUCAAGGUCCAGCAUGAGAUUCUGAGCGGCCUGCACUAUGUCCAGAUCGUUAAGCGGAAGGGCAUCAAGGUCUCCAAGGACUCUGAGAUGAUUGGAAGUUAUGCUCCCAACACGGACAAGCAGCCUACGUAUACCAAGACUUUUCAGGAAGAGGAGGCUCCUUCUGGGAUGCUCGCCCGGGGUCACUACAGCACCGUUUCUAGCUUCGUUGACGACGAUAAGAAGAAGCAUCUUGAGUUUGAGUGGAGUUUCGACAUUGCCAAGGACUGGUAA
This is a messenger RNA of Pochonia chlamydosporia 170, 669 nucleotides long. Its product is annotated as RHO protein GDP dissociation inhibitor containing protein. Gene Ontology annotation, cellular component: cytoplasm; membrane; cytosol. The transcript has 4 exons. Lineage: Eukaryota; Fungi; Ascomycota; Sordariomycetes; Hypocreales; Clavicipitaceae. The coding region runs from base 1 to 669 and encodes 222 amino acids. The record is from RefSeq and is a predicted model, not a curated record. Gene Ontology annotation, molecular function: protein binding; Rho GDP-dissociation inhibitor activity. Gene Ontology annotation, biological process: Rho protein signal transduction.